AUGGCACAGCGGUUAUCCUUAGAGUGCAGCGUGUGUGGGUCCACCGAUGCUUCUGGCGUUCUGUGUGGGGGCGGGCUGUGCGCCCCUGUUGCCUCCGCCCCUGCUGCCUCCUCCACCCCCAACACGGACGCCCAGCCGCUACUGCCACUGACCUGCCUGGGAGUGCCCAUGGAUGCUGCCAUGGGGUUGGCGCUGCUGAGUGUGAAGGCAUCGCUGGGUGUCACGUUCACGGAUUGGAAUGUGGAUGCGCCGUGUGGACUGGCAGGGCAGGCUAUGGUGCCGGGCUCGUGGUCGAGCAUUGUGUGUGACGCCACCGGCAAGGUUCUCACCCUGUGA
Messenger RNA from Closterium sp. Yama58-4, 336 nucleotides. NCBI's taxonomy places the organism in Eukaryota, Viridiplantae, Streptophyta, Zygnematophyceae, Desmidiales, Closteriaceae. The record is from the annotation of a GenBank genome assembly.